AUGUUAGUAUUAUCCCCGAUGAAUUCUCAUCUUAAUUUAAACACUGUUGUUACUGACGGCGAUAAUAGCAGUCUUGAUGAAGACAAUGAAGACGAAGAGGCAGAGGAAGAAGUCAAUAAAUAUCAUUUUCGUAAACUUAAUGCUGACAAUAUAAACAAUGAUUAUGUGUACAAUAUGAAUUGUGAGCCUUCUGUUCCACAUCAUACUCGUCAGAGGCAUCACCAAAUCUUAACCAAACGACCAAGAUUAUCAACAAUAACUUCUGAACAAGAAAGUUUUCAUAAUCAAAUAAACACUACAAAUAAUAAUAAUACAAAUCAACAUCACAUGAAUUGUUCUCAACUACAUCAAAGGGAUUUAAUAAUCACAUCAACUAGUAUGUCAGUUGGAUAUACCACCAAUGCUGUUAUUACUAAUAGUAAUGAAAAUAAUAAUGGAAAUAAUCCUUAUACAACAUUUCGUUCAUUGUUAUUACAAUCUGACUAUAACACUAAUGAUAAUAGUUCACCAGAGAAAGAAAAUCGAACGUCAAUUUUGACAUUGAAAAGUAGAUUGAAUCAUUAUGUCAGUGAUGAUGAUGAUGUUGAUGAUGAUGUUCCUGAUAAUGAACAUGUUGAGAAUAUGUCUACAUCUGAAUCGAAUUUGAUUCUUCAUGAGGCUCAUAAUAUCGAUCGUUUCCCAUCAUUAUUCAAACAUAAUUCUCAUAUAGAUUAUCAUCAAGUUUUAAAUGAUGAAAGUGUUAGUAAUAGAAAUGAUGAACUACAUGAAUAUAAAGUGCCUCAGCCAUCAUCAAUGGCUUCUACAGAUCAAACGAAUUUCAUGACUGUAAACAACACAAAUGGAUCUUAUGCUAAUUAUUAUCCUCCUCCUCAUUAUCAGCAUCAUCAAACGACGAAUUCACAAUCAGAUUUUAGUCAUUUAUUUCAUUCAAAUAUGACAUAUCCUUCUUUACUAAUUACACCAUCGGUUUCCAAUCCAGCAUCUCCUAUUUUCCCUCCACCACCACCACCACCAGUUAUUACAAAUUCUGGGAAUAUUUUUAUGUCUUCCAGUCAUACAAUAAAUCCUACUGCUUCUAGUGUUUAUCCUGUUGCUGCUGCCGCUGCCGCCGUAGCUGCUGCUUCUUUUCAAUCCCUUUCAUCAUCUGUUUAUGAUCAAUUUUACUCGGCAAUAUCAUCAAACAAUCUAACAACUGUUAUUAAUAAUAGUGGUACAAAUAUGCAUCAACAUCUUACUCAUAAUUAUAACUCUCAUUGUACUUCACAACAAGCAGAGGAUUCAGCUCAAAAUGAAUCGAUUUCUUCAUCUUAUAGAAAUCCGAACUUAACUGGUUAUUCUGAUAUUACACGAACAACAUAUCCUUUAAUGUCUACCCAUUUACUUCAUCAGCAGCGUCAGACUUCUUUAUUUCCUACUUCAUCUUAUGGUUCUGAUAAUAAAUUGAAAAAUCAAUCUAUUCCUGACAGUUUAUUACAUGAUCGACAAUUGUCUAAGAUAAUCGACAAAGAAGAACAAAUACUUCAGCAACAAGAUCGGGCGAACAAUUCAGAUCAUAUUGAUUUUUUCAAUACACGAGUUCAACCUUCAGAAAAUUUAGUGAAUCAUUUAUCUUUAGAUAAUCAAUUUGCUCCAAGAUCAUCAUUAUCAUCGGAAUCAUCAUCAUCAUCAUCAUCAUCAACAUCAUCAUCAUGUUCAGAGACUUAUAUGAAUUCUUCUUUACAACAAAUAGACAGAAAUUCUAAUGAACACAAUAAUAGUAAACAAUUAACUAAUGAUUUUACACAAUUUAAUAAAACAUUCCAGUUGAAUACAUGUGAAUCGGGCAAUACUAAUACUAAUCAUAAUAAUCCACUUAUUUUAACAUCAUUAAAAGAAUUUCAACUCGAUCAAAACAGAUUAUUCAAUCUUUCCAAUCAUUUAAUAAUAAACAAUAAUAAUGGUCAAUCUACCAUCAAAACCACUCUUAACAAUGGUACUAUCAAUACUACUACUACCACUACUACUACUAGUACUACUAAUAAUACAAAUAGUAAUAAAUUAUAUAGAGAAUCACUAAAUUCUUUGAAUUUGUCAAUAUUUGAUGAAAAUUAUGAUCAAAUCAACAGGAGUAGAAUAGAUCAAGGUGAAAAUACAAACAAUAUUCAAUUAGAUAUUUUACAGUCAACAUCAUUACUACUUAAAACUGAAGAGAAUUUAAUGAAUUUCCCAUCAAGCUCUUCAUCAUCAACAUUGUUAUCUAAUCGAUCGAAAGAAGCUGAUAGUUCAAAUAUAGCCACUAUGAGUAGUGGUGAAAGUGGUGGCGGUAUUAUCGCUGUUCCUACAAAUACCGGUUGUUGUGAAUCAUUAAGUAUAUUGACAAGAGAUAUGAUGAGAGCCUAUCUCGUUGAUCGACGGGAUCAAAUUCUAAUCAUACUUCAUGCAAAAGUUGCUCAAAAAUCAUAUGGAACAGAAAAACGUUUUUUCUGCCCUCCACCUUGUGUAUAUCUUCGUGGUGAAGGGUGGGGAUUACAGUAUGGUCAAACAUCACAUGAUGAAUCAAAAUUGAGCUCUAGUCAUGAACCUGUUGAUCAAACCGAUUUAGUGAGUUAUUCCACAAAUAAUGUUCGAACAUAUUCUCUACAAAAUAAUAAUAUAUCGUAUUCAACAGCUACCCCUACUCCAGGACCUUCACACUUAUCGUCUUCAUUUACAGGAGAACAAUCUCAGAUACUUGCUUUUAUGGGUAUUGGUGGAUCAACUACUCCAGUUGAAAUGAUUCAAUUAAAUUUAGAUGAUGGAAGAGAUUAUUCAAAUGCUAAAACAUUAUUUAUUUCAGAUUCAGAUAAACGAAAAUAUUUUAUGUUAACAUUAAAAAUGUUUUAUAAAAAUGGUAAAGAUUUAGGUCAAUUUCAUUCAAGACGUAUUAAAGUUAUUUCAAAACCAAGUAAAAAGAAACAAUCAUUAAAAAAUACUGAUUUAUGUAUUGCAUCUGGUACAAAAAUAGCCUUAUUCAAUAGAUUACGUUCACAAACCGUUAGUACACGGUAUUUACAUGUUGAAGAUGCUAGUUUCCACGCAAGUUCAAGUCGUUGGGGCUCAUUUACAAUCAAUCUAUUAGCUGAUGAUCAAGAUGAAGCUGAACAGUUCACUGUACAAGACGGUUAUAUACAUUACGGUCAUACAGUGAAAUUAGUUUGUUCAGAAACUGGUAUGGCACUUCCUCGUUUGAUUGUACGAAAAGUAGACAAAACAACUGUUCUAUUGGAUGCUGACGAUCCAGUUAGUCAACUUCAUAAGUGUGCAUUUCAUUUAAAAGAUACAGAUAGAAUGUAUUUAUGUCUUUCACAAGAUAAAAUUGUCCAAUUGCCAUCUACACCAUGUGAUGAAAAUCCUUUGCGUGAAAAAAUAAAUGAUGCCGCAGCAUGGACUAUUAUUAGUACAGAUAGAGCGGAAUAUCGUUGGUUUGAACCUAGCCAUUUACCAAAUACAUACAGAACAAAAGAUGGCCAAAUUAAAUCAAUCACACCUCCUACAUCAUGUCUGACACCAGUUACACCUGUACCAAUUGUACGAGAUAUGCGAGUGAAUGGUGGUGGAGAUGUUGCAAUGCUUGAAAUAAUUGGUGAAAAUUUCAGUCCUAGGCAUCAAGUAUGGUUUGGUGAUGUUCCAGCUCAAACAUUUUAUCGUUGUGAAGAACUGAUAUUAUGUUUUGUUCCAGAUAUAUCAGAAUUUCACAGAGAUUGGACAUAUAUUCAAAAAACUUUAGAGGUGCCAAUUAGUUUAGUCCGACAAGAUGGUAUUAUCUAUGCGAGUGGCUUAACAUUUACUUAUCAUCCAGAAUCUGGACCAAGACAACAUUGUCAACCAGCACUUGAAAUUAUACGUGCAGCAAGUAUAGCCGCUGUUGCGGCGGCAGCAGCAGCUGCGUCUGCUGUUACUUCAUCGAAUUCUUUGUCAACAUCAGAAGAAUUAUUACUAGAACCUUCAUGUUCUUCCAGAUCAGGUAUCAUAGUAUCAUCUGCAACAAUUGAAUGUAAUAAUGUUGUACAACAACAAAAAUCAUCUGAAUUCAAUUUAUCUCAACAUCAUGAUUCAAUGUGCCUUGAUAAUAAUUCAUUUCUUGCCUCAGUAUCAACAUCAUCAUGUCAAAUGAUAAAUAGAUUAAAUAAUUGUAAUAAUAGUAAUAAUACUACUAGUGGUUAUUAUGAAGAUGAAGCUUACAAUCAACAACAUAACUAUCCUCAUCUUCAUCAUCAGGAGCAUCAAUUACAACAGUCACAUCAACAGCAUCAUUAUGCUGUUGACACUCAGGAACAUCAUCAUCGGAGGAAUAGUAAUAAUUCAAACUCUUUAACUACAACAGAUCGUCUAUUUUAUAUUCCAGUGAAUACAAGUUGA
Messenger RNA from Schistosoma guineensis, 4377 nucleotides. The record is from the annotation of a GenBank genome assembly. NCBI's taxonomy places the organism in Eukaryota, Metazoa, Platyhelminthes, Trematoda, Strigeidida, Schistosomatidae.